Octodon degus (degu) is the source of this 948-nucleotide messenger RNA. It is a transcript of the gene Id4, whose product is annotated as inhibitor of DNA binding 4, HLH protein. Bases 368 to 841 code for a protein of 157 amino acids. Gene Ontology annotation, molecular function: protein dimerization activity; transcription regulator activity. NCBI's taxonomy places the organism in Eukaryota, Metazoa, Chordata, Mammalia, Rodentia, Octodontidae. The record is from RefSeq and is a predicted model, not a curated record. Gene Ontology annotation, biological process: circadian regulation of gene expression; negative regulation of transcription by RNA polymerase II; cell differentiation. The transcript is spliced from 3 exons. Gene Ontology annotation, cellular component: cytoplasm; nucleus.
GCGCGGUGGGGACCUGGUACGGAGCGGGCGGGUCUCGGGCUAGAGGGGCGCGCUACAGCGAUCCCGCGGAGUCUGCGCUCCUGAAGGAGUGACUCGGGGACCUGGGUGGGCCACUUUUCCCACCCCUGGUGGUUUUGAUUUUUGCCUUUUGGUUGGGGCCAGGUGUGGGCCACUGAGCAGAGACCUCCCGCAGAACCCGGGCGACCCUCCUGUCAGUGGGCGAGCAGCUCGCGGUCGCCGGGAACGCCGCGGUACCCCAAGCGCGCGGGCAGGGGGAGUGCAGCCGGCCGCGGGUAGGAGCCGGAGCGUGCCUGCCCGCUUCGCUCGCCGCGGCGGAUCCGCUCGCGCAGGGCGCAGAGCGCGCGCGAUGAAGGCAGUGAGCCCGGUGCGCCCCUCGGGCCGCAAGGCGCCGUCGGGCUGCGGCGGCGGGGAGCUGGCGCUGCGCUGCCUGGCCGAGCACGGCCACAACCUGGGCGGCUCCGCGGCGGCCGCGGCAGCGCGCUGCAAGGCGGCCGAGGCGGCGGCCGACGAGCCGGCGCUGUGCCUGCAGUGCGAUAUGAACGACUGCUACAGCCGCCUGCGGAGGCUGGUGCCCACCAUCCCGCCCAACAAAAAAGUCAGCAAAGUGGAGAUCCUGCAGCACGUUAUCGACUACAUCCUGGACCUGCAGCUCGCGCUGGAGACGCACCCGGCUCUGCUCAGACAGCCGCCUCCGCCCGCGCCUCCGCACCUCCCGGCGGGGACCUGUCCGGCCGCGCCACCGCGGACCCCGCUCACAGCGCUCAACACCGACCCGGCCGGUGCGGUGAACAAGCAGGGCGACAGCAUUCUGUGCCGCUGAGCCGCACGGUCCAGGUGUGCGGCCGCCUGAGCCCGAGCCAGGAGCUCUAGAGAGGGAGGGGGAAGAGCAGACGGUAGAGGAAAGCCACCGGAGGAAAGGAAAAAAAA